Molecule: messenger RNA, 1798 nt
Organism: Oreochromis aureus
Lineage: Eukaryota; Metazoa; Chordata; Actinopteri; Cichliformes; Cichlidae
Exons: 11
Coding region: 1-1356 (451 amino acids)
Source: RefSeq, a predicted model, not a curated record
AUGUCGCUGUCCGUGUGGCUUCUUCUGCUAUUGGUCCGCAGCACACAGGCUUCUGACUUCUUCAACGUACAACAAGCUUAUUUUUAUGGCACUGGGACCUACUACACAAAAGUCACUGAAAUAAAUGGAUCUGUCCUGCUGAGGGCUCGCUAUGUGCUGAACAGCCACAACUGCUAUGCUACUUACUCAUAUGGUUGCCAAAAUAGCAGUUGUGGGUACGAGCUCUAUCAGUUCAACAAGGUCGAUAAGGAGAGCAGUGGAGAGUGGUGUCAGAUGGAGUACAUCUAUAUUCUGCCGACUUUCAGCAAUGUGUACACAAUAGCGUACUCUGGUGGUGACUGGAUAAAUGGUAUAAAAAACAAUAUCACAUCAUGGAGAACUGAAGCACGGCUUGAACUGAGAAAACGUUCCGACACAGGCAAAGCAAACUCGUCACCCCAGACCACCAUCAUCCCAGUUAUUAGAGUUCCUUCAAACUGUCAGACAAAUGUCAGCUUGUUGAUGUUUGACCCUGAUGGGGAUGAGGUUAAAUGCCGAUACGGAAACACACCAUCAGAGUGUAACCCUUGUGAUCCACCGUCUGUCCUCAGCCUCUCAUCAUCCUCUUGUACCCUGUCAUUCAGCCCCACCAGCAGCAGUAAUGAAGGUCCGUAUGCAGUACAGGUGAUGAUGGAAGACUUUCCCAUGAAGAACAUCACACUGACUCAAACCAACGGGUCACAGACUAUAAUAACUACCAAGGAUGCCAUUGGCAAAAUACCAGUCCGGUUUGUUUUGCUAGUUGAUUCUGCAGUGCCAUCCUGCACAGAAGGAGACUUUCUGCCCAACUUCCUGCCUCCAACCCCAGCCCACAGAGCUCAGCUCUACACUAAUGUCAGUCAGACUCUGGAAAUCAGCAUCAGUGCAGAAGCAAAAAACUCUACGAUCUCUGAGCUACUGUUCAGUGGGCCGUACAAUGUAAUCCAGAAUCAAACAGGACCAGGAGAAUUCACCCUGAUGUGGACACCAUCCAAGAUACAAGCUGGAGAAGACCACCCCUGUUGUUUUGUUAUUCAGGCAAUUUCCAAUGGAACCAAGUAUCACUCUGAGCUUCGAUGCAUAGUUGUGAGUGUUGAUAUCAAAUUAUCAACACCAACACCAACACCUACUCCAGCCAACACACCAGUUUAUGUUGCAGGUCUGAGCAUGAAGCUUUCCUCUUUGGUGGGCUUGUCUCAGAUUGAUAAGGACACCCUCCUAAAUCAGAUUAAAGCAGCACUCGUGAAAAAUGGACUCCCACAGGAUGUCAUUCUACAGCUGAGAAGCAGUGACCCGCAGAUUGGUGCAACUGCAGCGCCCUCCAGUGGUGCAACAUAAACAACUCAGUGACUAGUGUGUGAUGUCUGCUGAGGGUUAAUAAUAUACUUCUGAUAUGACUUCUCUGCAUGAGCAAGUUUUGAAUUUGAAAAAAAUCAGUUGAUCAAUUGAUGAUGCCAGAUGUUGGUUGUUGUACUGACAGAGGUGUUUCUUUUAGAUUUAGUAUUAUUGUAUUAGCAAAUGGUGUUCUGGGCACAUUUCCAAUUUAGGUAGGACUUUAGGAAAACAUUUCCAUAUUAAGAUAAAGAGACAGUAUUGUCCAUAAAUGUAAUUUACUAUGAUGUGGCUAUGAAAAGUGUGAAUAAUAUAUUUGUGGAGUAGCAGUCACUGUCCUUUAUCUCUCUGGGGUAUUCAUGUGUAUCUAGGAAAUUUAACGCUACUUAAAGGUUCUGGGAGGGACCAAGGAGGAAGUUUGGUGCUUGGAUAUUUUUUUUAGCUGUUA